AAACAGGCCCUCGCUAGGGAUGACGGCCGGUGCGCCGUCACAAAGGCCCUUGAUUGGGACACUAUGUUGAACAGCAAGCGCCUGGCAAUCCUCGUUAGAAGUGGUGAAGAGUCGGCACGGCUCACUCGGUGUGCUUACAUUUUUCCGCAAUCUACCAAUGUGGACGUUACAUCGGAAUCAGACGAGGCAAAGCAUGCUACCCCUCUCGGGACGGCAUUUGGCCGCUUUGGCCAGACCAAAGUUCUCGAGGAGCUCAAUGGAGCCAGAAUACAUCGACUGGAGAAUGUCAUCACGAUGGAGGCAACAGUUCACUACGCGUUUCAGAUGUUGCAGCUUUUGUUUACUGCCACGACCGAACCUAAUAGGUACAAGCUCGAAGCAAUACACGAGUGUAUGCUUUAUGGGUUACCAGAAUUUGUGACCUUUUUGACACCGGAUCUAGCGAAGUACCCUCUUCCUAGUCCAACCUACCUUGCUAUCCAUGCAUCAUGUUCCCAGGUCGCCCAUCUCUCUGGUGCAGCUAAAUAUAUCGAGAAAAUAUUUGAUGCCAUGGAAGAAACUAGUGUUCUGACGGAAGAUGGUGGGUCUUCUGAGCCCUUACAUGAAGCAAUUCUGUCUUCUUUGCGGCAUCGUAUUUCGGUCUGA
Molecule: messenger RNA, 645 nt
Organism: Pisolithus orientalis
Lineage: Eukaryota; Fungi; Basidiomycota; Agaricomycetes; Boletales; Pisolithaceae
Exons: 3
Source: RefSeq, a predicted model, not a curated record